Linum tenue is the source of this 1467-nucleotide messenger RNA. Lineage: Eukaryota; Viridiplantae; Streptophyta; Magnoliopsida; Malpighiales; Linaceae. The record is from the annotation of a GenBank genome assembly.
AUGGCCGCACCAUCUUCAGCCUUGGUGUUCAAGGUCCACAGGCGCGAACCGGAGCUGGUCCGACCGGCCAAACCGACCCCAUACGAGGUCAAGCUCCUCUCCGACAUUGACGACCAGGAAGGGCUCCGAUUCCACAUCCCUGUGAUUCAGUUCUACAAGCACGUGCCUUCCAUGCGCGGGAAGGACCCCGUGGCAGUGAUCCGGCGGGCGUUGUCAGAGGCACUUGUGCCUUACUAUCCAUUCGCCGGUCGCCUGAGGGAAGGGCCCAACCGGAAGCUCAUGGUGGAGUGCACCGGCGAAGGCGUGCUGUUCGUCGAGGCCGACGCCUAUGUCCGACUGACGGAGUUCGGGGACCAGCUUCAGCCACCGUUUCCUUGCAUGAAAGAGCUUCUGUUUGACGUUCCCGGCUCUAACGCCGUCCUUCAUUCCCCUCUCCUACUUAUUCAGCUACUUAUUUUGUCUCCAAUACUUCUGUUCUUUGAUUCUCUUAAUUUGAUACAACAGGUGACGCGCCUCAAAUGUGGCAGCUUCAUCUUUGCCCUCCGCCUUUCCCAUUGCAUGAGUGAUGCUCCGGGUCUGGUCCAGUUCAUGUCCGCCAUUGGCGAAAUCGCUCAAGAAUCCCACGCUCCCUCUAUCCCUCCUGUGUGGGAAAGACAUUUUCUUAGUGCACGCUCACCUCCACGCUUGACACAUACCCACCGCGAGUACGAACAACAAGCCAACAACAAUAACAACAACACAUUGACGACAAUGCCCCUGCAUUUUGACAACAUGGCGCAUAAAUCCUUCUUCUUCGGUCGUUCCCGAUUAUCCGCCCUUCGCCGCCACGCUCCUCCACACCUCUGCCAUUCUUAUUCCCAAUUUGAGAUCUUGGCAUCAUGCCUCUGGAAGUGUCGAACAGUCGCACUUCGGCCUCACCCCCAGGAAAAGAUGAGGAUGGUCUACCUUGUCAGCAUGCGAGGAAAAUUCUCCGAUCCGCCAUUGCCCAUAGGUUAUUAUGGAAACACCUUCGCCUUUGCGGUGGCAGAGGCACUUGCUGGCGAACUAUGUCAGAACCAAUUAGGUUACGCUCUAGAUCUUGUGAUAAAGGCCAAAGGUGAGGUGACGGAGGAGUACAUGAAGUCAAUUGCAGAUCUAAUGGCGUUGAAAGGACGACCUAAUUUCUUGAAGACAAGGUGGACAUAUUUAGUGUCAGAUGUGACGAGGGCCGGGUUUGAGACUGUGGAUUUCGGGUGGGGCGCGCCAGUGUAUGUUGGCCCGGGUAAGCCAGAUGUCGGACCGACUCCGGGAUUAACAAACUUUUUCAUACCGUGUAAGAACAAGGAAGGAGAGGAUGGGAUUGUUCUGGCGAUUAGCUUGUCGGUUCAGGCAAUGGAGAGGUUCGUGAAAGAGCUUGAAAGCAUGUUGAAGUCACCACCUGUUGGAGAUGAGGCCAAAACAUUUACUCUUGUGAUGUCAGCUUUAUAA